AUGGAGAAAUUGAAAAUGAUGUCAAUUUUAGCACGCAAAGGCUUCAAGCAGACACUAGACAGAGCGACUCGUGUGAUAGAUGCUUCACCUUCGCUUCUUCAAGGAAAAGCAAAUUAUAAAAUGAUCUCAAGUUCAGCACCAUUAGGCUCCAGUUUCUCCCAAUUUCAAGAAAGAGCAGCUAAAUUGACAAAAGAUGGCCAAGAUAGUGUGAUCCAAGCAGCACUUACAUAUCUUAAAGAAAAAGCAAAGCUUAAGGGAGAAAUUGCGGGUGGUGCUAUAGCAACUUCAACUCUUCUUGGAGUGCCUUUGGGACACAAUGCAUCAUAUCAUGAAGGCGCCACAUUUGCUCCUCCUCUUGUUAGGCACGCCAUUUGGGAUGACAGCACAAACUCAACAACUGAAGAAGGCAAGAAUUUAAUCGAGCCGCAUGUUUUUGCUGAUGUGGGUGAUAUCCCUAUCCAAGAUCUACGGAAUUUAGGAGUCAGUGAAGAGAGAAUAAUGAAUUUUAUCGGCGACUCUGUCAAGAUAGUGAUGAAUCAUGCUCCAUUGCGUCCCUUAAUUGUGGGAGGUGAUCACUCAAUAUCAUAUCCUAUUGUUAGAGCUGUGUCUGAGAAGCUUGGAGGACCAGUUGAUAUUCUUCAUUUUGAUGCACAUCCGGAUCUCUAUGAAAACUUUGAAGACAAUUAUUUUUCACAUGCUUCACCCUUUGCUCGAAUUAUGGAGGGUAAAUAUGCGAAACGACUAGUGCAGGUUGGUAUAAGAUCAAUAAAUAUUGAUGGAAGACAACAAGGCGAAAAAUAUGGAGUAGAGAUACAUGAAAUGAGAAAUUUUGCAAAAGACCGCGAAUAUUUAGAGAAUUUGACACUUGGUACGGGUGAAGGUGUAAAAGGUGUCUAUAUAUCAAUAGAUGUUGAUUCUCUUGAUCCAGGCUUUGCUCCAGGUGUGUCUCACAUUGAAUCUGGAGGUCUUUCUUUCAGAGAUGUUUUAAACAUUCUUCAAAAUCUCAAAGCACUUGUAACUGCUAAGUUGGUCAGAGAAUUGGCUGCAAAGAUGUCUAAAUGA
Messenger RNA from Vicia faba (fava bean), 1062 nucleotides. NCBI's taxonomy places the organism in Eukaryota, Viridiplantae, Streptophyta, Magnoliopsida, Fabales, Fabaceae. The record is from the annotation of a GenBank genome assembly.